GGCGCGUGUACCCUACAAGGUUCCUGUAUGUUUUCUAACAGGUUUAUUAAUGGAAAUUACUCUGUCAGUGGGUUAAUGCUUCAUUGCUACACCGAGGGAGUUUUUUCAUAAAACGGACAGAAUGGGGUCUCGAAUCAAGGAUAGCCCUGAGAAGAUCUUUGAGGUAUACAUGGAAGUGGGACAUUUUUGGCCUUCAGGAACAAAGGUGGGCAGGAUUUUCCCUGAGAACUAUGCUGAUCAGGAAACACUGCAGAUGGUGCCCAAGUUUUGUUUUCCUUUCAGCAUGGACAGUGAGCCAGUGGGGCAGAUUGGCCAAAAUUUUACAUUUGUUCUGACUGAUCUUGACAGCAAGCAGCGCUUUGGCUUUUGCCGGCAAUCAUAUGGCGCUCAAAGCUGCUACUGUAUCCUCAGCUAUCUACCAUGGUUUGAGGUGUUCUACAAACUUUUAAAUGUGCUGGAUGACUUCACUAUUAGAGGACAGGAAAGUCUGAGGAAAGAGUUGCUGGAGUCUUUACAUUCAUCACCUAUUCCUCUUCCUGGAGUAUUUCUCAAUGUGCAUGCCUGUUUUACUGUGCCUGAUCUAAGGAAGUUGCCAAGUAUUCCUGAAAAUUGGAACCUAACAGAAUAUUUUGUAGCUGUUGAUGUCAGUAACAUGCUUCACCUCUAUGCGAGCCUGCUUUUUGAACGAAGAAUCCUUGUCAGCUCUAGCAAACUGAGCACUUUAACAGCAUGUCUUCAUGGUGCUGCAGCCAUGUUGUAUCCCAUGUACUGGCAGCAUGUAUACAUCCCAGUGUUACCGCAGCAUCUAAUAGACUACUGCUGUGCUCCUAUGCCAUAUUUUAUAGGAGUUCACUCCGGCCUAAUAGAGAAGGUGCAGGAAAUGGCUCUGGAUGAUGUUGUCAUGUUUAAUGUGGACACCAACACACUAGAGACUCCAUUUAAUGAUCUACAGAGCCUUCCAAAUGAUGUGGUUUCUUCACUAAGAAGUCGUCUGAAAAAAGCUUCAAUGACAAGGGGAGAUGGUGUAGCCAGAGCAUUUUUAAAAGCACAGGUAGCGCUGUUUGGCAGCUACAGAAACGCUCUACGCAUAGAACUGGAGGAGCCAAUCACAUUCAAUCAGGAUGCAUUUAUUACGCAUAGAUCCAGUACAAUGAGACAAUUCCUCCAGAAUGCUACACAACUUCAGCUGUUCAAAGAAUUUAUAGAUGGACGUUUGGACCUCCUAAACUCUGGUGAAGGCUUCAGUGAUGUGUUUGAGGAGGAAAUUAAUAUGGGUGAAUAUGCUGGUAGCGAUAAAGUAUAUAAUCAGUGGCUUCUCACAUUUAAGAAAGGUGGUGGGGCCUUCCUUAACUCUGUGAAGACAAAAGCGAAUCCUGCUAUGAAAACCGUCUACAAAUUUGCCAAAGAUCAUGCAAAGAUUGGCAUUAAAGAAGUAAAAAGUCGUCUUAAACAAAAGGAUCUGAAUGAGAAUGGCUACUCAUGUAGCAAGGAUGACCCUGGCUUUACCCAUUUAGCAUCCACUCACAACAAGAUUUUGCAUACCUGGGAACAGAGGCCAAUUGCAGUGCACUUUGGAGAGUCUCACAUUAGGCCAUUAGCAGCCAGGAAAAUGAACAGCAACAUGGAAACGGAAAGCCACCCUGAACUGCCUCUCCCAUAUAGACCUCUGAGGGACACAGACUUUCCUGAGGAUGAAGAGGAAAUGGGGGCAGAGUAUUUCAAGGACAGCACAAUUCUGCCCAACCCAAUAAUUAACAAAUUCUCUGAACUAAGCCUUCUAGAUGAUUCCAUCAGCAGCCAGCAGGGGGGAGCAACACAUACCAAACCUAAAACGGAAACAGUGUUCAACUCAGCAUUGAGUCUUGAUAAACUAAGCUCUAUCAUUGAACCCAAGGAGCAGCAACAUGGUCACUUUAAGUACCAGCGUAUGGAGCUCAGCAGUGAUGAACAUACUCCUGAACCUCUUCUGGGUCUGAAGCACUCCAACUACUGCAAGUUUUGGAGCCAAAGGGUACCAGGUCCUGAAGAAGAUUUUGACAGAGAUCCUUCUUGUUUGGAGAGGCCACUGUCUUUGCCAUCUCUGGAGCCCUUCAGUCUAGGCCACGAAAGUAACCUAACCAGCAAAUAUAGGACAGAAGUGGGGAGCAUACCAACUUACCCUCAGGUCAACAAAACACCAAAACCUGGUCUGAGACAGGAGAUGAGUGUGGGAGGACAGGAGUUUUGUCAGGCCAUCAAUAUGUCACCAUCACAGUCCUGUCAAUCCAGUGCAGAUACGGGGCCUGACCUGCUGCACUUGCUGGACCCUCUAAGUGGAGCAGAAGAGUCUACACGGCCAGCUCUAAUUCCAUUUCAAUCUUCGCUGUUCCUCAGCACCUUUACACAGCCCCCCCAUUACGUUAACCAGAAAUACUACAGUCCUCCUCUGCCAGGUAACCCCUUCAGCCCCACAUAUGUCUCUUCACAAAAUGCCACAUACUUUCACACCCCACCUUUGUUAGUGUUUGGCCAAGCUUCCCAUAUUGAUGGAACACAAAAAAGCAAUGCAUGGUCAGCUGGCAGAGCUUCACCGGCCACCAGCAGCAAUAGUUCACUAUAUGACCUGUUAGAUUCUCCAGCUCCACCUUCUAUAGCCCAGGUUCUGCCCCCCACCCACAUAGUAGGUAAGACUAAUGACCCCUUCAGUGACCUUCUUACCAUGGCAAAAGCUUCCACUGUUAUGCCCACUCACCCUAACAAAAAAGAUAAUUUGCAGCCUAGAUGGGAAACUUUUGACUAGCAAAAUCAUGUCUGAUGGCUAAUCAAGAGCCAGUGGGUUUAUAGGUUUUUGAACAGUGUUUGCUGCUGGCCUGCAACCUACAAGAUUUAUUUAUCUCUCUUUGUGUGUGUGUUUGUGUGAGAGAGAGAGAAAGACAGUAAUGCCUAAUUUUAAUUACAUUUAUUUAGGAAAAAAUCAUUUAUUCGCAUUACAUUACCUGCUGUAUCCAAAAUGUUUUAAAAAAUGAUACCUAUGUAAUAUCAACCAGGCUGAUGGUUUCGUUUGCACAUGAAGUUUACAGCCUUACCCCAAUUUACCCCACACAGGACAUCAUGUCAAGUGUCAUGUCAAGCAUCAUGUCAAGCGUUUAAUCCACAUUGGACAUGUCUCUGCUACAUUGCACAGUGCUUUUAUACAAACUACAACCCAGGAAGCAUGUAAAUAAAAAUAAAAAUAAAAAAAUGCAGUGAUUUGGAA
This is a messenger RNA of Trichomycterus rosablanca, 3235 nucleotides long. It is a transcript of the gene dennd1a, whose product is annotated as DENN/MADD domain containing 1A. The record is from RefSeq and is a predicted model, not a curated record. Gene Ontology annotation, molecular function: phosphatidylinositol phosphate binding; guanyl-nucleotide exchange factor activity. Gene Ontology annotation, cellular component: cytosol; clathrin-coated vesicle. The transcript is spliced from 22 exons. Gene Ontology annotation, biological process: endocytic recycling; endocytosis. Bases 122 to 2779 code for a protein of 885 amino acids. Lineage: Eukaryota; Metazoa; Chordata; Actinopteri; Siluriformes; Trichomycteridae.